This is a messenger RNA of Lemur catta (Ring-tailed lemur), 1206 nucleotides long. Its product is annotated as WD repeat- and FYVE domain-containing protein 4-like. The transcript is spliced from 4 exons. The record is from RefSeq and is a predicted model, not a curated record. Lineage: Eukaryota; Metazoa; Chordata; Mammalia; Primates; Lemuridae. Bases 33 to 593 code for a protein of 186 amino acids.
GCUGUCUCCAGAUCCUCGGCUUUCUGGACAGCAUGGCCAGUGGCACCCUCCACCUGCGCAGGGACCUGAAGGAGUCCCUGAGGGCCAGCCAGGAGCCAGUUGUGGAUACCCGGAAGGAAGAAGCUAGCAGUGACCCCCAAGGCGACUGCAAGCAGUGGCCAGACCUGGAGGAGAGGUCAAAGGAAGAGCUGUUUCUGCACCUGGGGCCCGACUGGUUCCUGCUGCUCCUACAGGGCCACCUGCAUCCAGGCACCACUGUACUGGCACUGAAGCUGCUGCUGCACUUUCUGGCAAACCCCUCCCUCCGUGGGCGAUUUAAAGACGGCCUGUCUGCGGGAUCCUGGUUGGAAUGCAGCACCAAGGGCGUGGACGUUGUGAUGGACAACCUGAAGAGCCACCCUCCACUGCCUGAGCAGAGUCCCUGCCGGCUUCCUGGGUUCCGCGUCUUGAGCGACUUUCUGGCCCACCAUGUUCACAUUCCAGAAGUCUACCUCAUUGUGUCCACCUUCUUCCUGCAGACGCCACUUACAGAGCCGAUGGACAGUCCCAAACUUGGAAAUGCUGUCGUGGCAAGACCCCCUGAAAGAAAUUGACCCUGACUCUUUAGCUAUAUUUUCUGCAUGUGCUGCUCAACAGAGCUGUUGGAACACAUUCCGUUCAAGCACAAGCGGAUGAUGAUGGUACAGAGUUUACAGACAAGGGAAGCAGCUCUCCUUUGAAUCCAUUUCCAAAGGCCCUUUGCAAAGCUGGGACACUUCGCUGCACGUUUGAGUGCUCUGCAGGCUCCAGGGUUUCUCCUGGGUCCGGAACUUAGCUGUGGUGGAGAGCGAGAGCCCCCAACCCUCCCCCUAGAGCCCGGCAGCAGACUGGGGAGGGAGGGGUCUGACAGGAACCAAAGGCUUUCUGUCAGGGCUUGGCUGACAGGAUGGAAUCCUGCACGCGCGACCUACAGAGCGCAUGCUCCGUGGCCCGGGGGCGUGGCACGCGGCUGGAGCGUGGCAUCGCAGUAAGGGAGGGCGUCUGUGUUGACGUGAAACCCCAUUGGCAAAGGGGCGGGGCGAAUCAGCCUGUGAAAAGAGUCACGAACUGCAGGGGCGGGGCCAGUGUCUGAUUGACAGUUGGGAGGCCAAUGAGAGAAGGCAGGCCAGACCAAGGAACAGGCCAUCUUCAGUUAAACUGUCGUGGCCCCUGGGAAUUCUAACAGGU